This is a messenger RNA of Bombyx mandarina (wild silkworm), 932 nucleotides long. RefSeq names its product cytochrome c oxidase assembly protein COX18, mitochondrial. Gene Ontology annotation, cellular component: mitochondrial inner membrane. Lineage: Eukaryota; Metazoa; Arthropoda; Insecta; Lepidoptera; Bombycidae. Gene Ontology annotation, molecular function: membrane insertase activity. Gene Ontology annotation, biological process: mitochondrial respiratory chain complex IV assembly; protein insertion into mitochondrial inner membrane from matrix. The record is from RefSeq and is a predicted model, not a curated record.
GGCAACAGAGAAAUCUAUCAAUUGCUGCAAUCGUGAAAUGGCAAGAGCAAAUAUACAGCAGUAUAUCAAAUAGCUACCCAGUUUCUUCAAUUCAAGAUGCAUUAUUAUACUAUCAUGAAGUAACAGGUCUUCCUUGGUGGGCGGCUAUUGUUACAUCAACUAUUUUAGUGCGUACUCUGAUGACAUUUCCAUUCAGUAUUUAUCAGAAUUACAUUUUAGCUAAAGUAGAGAAUAUCAGCUUAGAAUUAAAAGAUUUGGUAAACGAUUUAAAAAAAGAAACUGCAAUAGCUAAAAAAUCUUUGAAUUUAACUGACAAACAAUGUGCAAUUUUGUACAAAAGAUCUUUGAAGAAACAAUGGGUGAAUUUAAUAGAAAGGGAUAAUUGUCAUCCCUUCAAAGCAAGCUUAGUAAUAUUGAUCCAAAUCCCUAUAUGGGUCUGCAUGUCUUUUGCAUUGAGAAACUUGGUGUACCUGCAAAGUGGAGAUCCAUCUCUGUUGAUCACAUUUAUGGAGUUGUCAGCUGGUGGAAUUGGUUGGAUACCAAACUUAACAGAACCAGAUCAUUCUCUAAUAUUACCAGUAGCUUUUGGGUUUAUUAACUUAACUAUAAUUGAAAUACAAAGGUUAUCUAAGCUUAGGCAACCUUCUAAAAUGCACAAUGUAUUCACAAAUGUUUUCCGAGUGUUUUCUAUAAUAAUGAUACCUGUAGCAGCCAGUGUUCCAUCUUGUAUGUGUUUAUAUUGGACUACAUCAAGUAGUAUAGGAUUGAUGCAUAAUUUAAUACUUCUUUCACCAACACUGAGGAGAAAAUUAAAAAUACCAGAAGCACCAAGUGAAAUCGACAGACCUUAUCAACAUAUAAAAGAAGAACUUCAACAAACAAUAAAAAAAAUAUUGCCGAAAAGUUUAAAAUAAAUUAUUAUGUAGUAUAUA